UUAGCUGUUUCCGGUCAAAGUGAAAGAAGAAAUUGUGUUUGUUGCUGCAUUUUUCAAAAUACUUGUUAGUUGCACAAAUAACAAAAGAUCAUGGCAAGUGUUGAUGAUACUCUUCUGGUGAGACAUCUCCCAUCACAGCUCUCAAAUGGAGACAAGCAAGAACUCCUUAGACAUUUUGGAGCAGUUAGGGUCAAAGUGAUGGGCACUAGAGGUGCAAUGAAACAUACAGCCUUUGUUACAUUCUCAGACAGUAUGGCAGCUACUAAGGCAUUAAACAGGUUGCAUCAACUUGAAGUGUUAGGAUGUAAACUAGUGGCAGAAUUUGCUAAAAAAUCUCAGCAGAAACAUUUCCCAUCCAUAUCAGACAACCAAAGGGGAAGAAAGGUCACAGAUGAGAAACAGGACAAGAGAAUGGAAGAUAAAACUCAAAAUCUGCCAUCAGCUGAUACAGUGUAUAAAAAAUGGGGGGUAAAUUAUCCAAAGAACCCCAAACUUUGUUACCUGUAUCCACCACCCACAGUCAGCAUUAUAACAAAUAUAGCCAAUGCUCUAGCUUCAUGUCCAAGGUUCUAUGUACAGGUAUUGCAUUUAAUGAAUAAGAUGAAUUUACCAGCUCCAUUUGGUGCAGUAACUCCUACCCCUCCUAUACCAUUAAAAGAAUCAGCUGUGAUCCUUGAACCUGACAAUAUAAAGACAGAGGCAAUGGAUGUCUCUAGUACAGAGGAAUCAGAAAUAGAAAGUGAGGGAGAAUCUCAAAAAAAAAGUUCAGAUCAACCCUCAUUAAAAAGACAUAUAAGGAAAAAACCAAAACUAUCUACCAAGCGUCCAAGAUUUCUGGAAAAUUUGGAAAUUCCUGCUCAAUCAAAUGUUCCUGUCAUGAUGCCAAGUAAAGUCUUUGAAAAUGUACAAGAACAACUUCAGGCCAAGAAAAUACAAAUGAAAAUACCUGAAGCCAUUGUUCAUGAGCAACCACAAGAAACAACAAAGCCAGUACAUGGUUUUCUAUCAGAUGUACUAUCAUCAUUAAACAGAGAGGAGGAAUCCAAAACUGAUGGAGGAUUUGGUAAAAUAGAACCUGUUAAAAAGGUAUCAGAGAGUGUUGAAACAAAGGAUGUUGAUUUACCUUACACAGUAGAUCCAAGCAAGUUCUUAUUAAUACAAGAAAUAAAGAAAGGAAGAAUAUCAAAAAGUGAAUGGAAGAAUUAUUCUGUGUUCAGAAAAUAUGAAGCAGGUGAUAGAACCAAAAGAUUAUAUCUGAAAAAUUUGAAUAAACACACAAGUGAACAGGACUUGGUUGAUAUAUUUGGAAAUUAUGUAGACUGGAAUUCUGAGACUGAGAAAUCCAUGUUUGAUUUAAGAGUAAUGAAGGAAGGAAGAAUGAAGGGACAAGGGUUUAUCACCUUACCAUCAGAAGAAUCCGCUGAGAAAGCAAUGAAUGAUACAAAUGGAUUUGUCCUCAACAAUAAACCUAUGGCGGUUCAAUAUGCCCGAUCAGCCAAACCCAAAGAUGCCACUGAAGAGAAGUCAUGACAGUAAAUGGCAGAUGGUUUAUAAUGGAAAAUAAGUGAUUUUCAAAUCUCAUUGAAGUGGGUCGCUGAAAACCAGAGAAUUUCAAUGACCAUAUGACUUACUAAACUGAAUGAACAGUCAAUAGUGUUGGUUACAGUAGACAGACAUUAAUCAAUAAAAAUCGUCAAUUUAA
Messenger RNA from Mytilus californianus (California mussel), 1702 nucleotides. RefSeq names its product RNA-binding region-containing protein 3-like. The transcript has 15 exons. Gene Ontology annotation, biological process: mRNA splicing, via spliceosome. The record is from RefSeq and is a predicted model, not a curated record. The coding region runs from base 91 to 1530 and encodes 479 amino acids. Gene Ontology annotation, cellular component: U12-type spliceosomal complex. Lineage: Eukaryota; Metazoa; Mollusca; Bivalvia; Mytilida; Mytilidae. Gene Ontology annotation, molecular function: U12 snRNA binding; protein binding; pre-mRNA intronic binding.